Molecule: messenger RNA, 579 nt
Organism: Ornithodoros turicata
Lineage: Eukaryota; Metazoa; Arthropoda; Arachnida; Ixodida; Argasidae
Gene: NP15.6
Product: NADH dehydrogenase [ubiquinone] 1 beta subcomplex subunit 11, mitochondrial-like
Exons: 3
Coding region: 40-513 (157 amino acids)
Source: RefSeq, a predicted model, not a curated record
ACUGGGUGCACCAGCAAUCCAGCAAUCCAUCCAUCAAACAUGUCGCUGCUUAGGCGUCGUUUAGCUUCGAAGGUUUUUAAUUUUAGUAAAUGCGUCGGCCCACGACAGCAGGUAGCACGAAUCUCAACGACAGAUAAGAAAAAGGAGAUACCAUCGACAACUAUUUCAGGGAAUGCUAUUCCGAAGGCGCCAGAAACCGCCGCGGAUUUCGCCGACCUCAAGAAGAGGAACUGGAUAAGUUAUGGGUUCAGCACAGAGGAUUAUCACACUGAUCGGGAUUAUGCUAGGAUCCUCUUUUUCAUGGGCAUCACUGUGGCUGUGUGUGGAAUUUCCUUCACCAUAAUGUACAUACCUGACUUCAGGCGACAGGACUGGGUUGCACGAGAGGCACGACUGGAACUGGAAAGACGAGAAAGGCUCGGAUUGCCCAAAGUGGAUAGAAACCUUGUCAGCCUCGACCGCAUUGUGCUGCCCUCUGAUGAAGAAUUGGCUGACACUGAGAUAAUUCUGUAGUCUUUUGCAAUUGCUAUGCCCUGGGAAUGUGAGGCUGUGUACAAUAAAUUCAGAGUAGUAGACAUA